Messenger RNA from Struthio camelus australis, 1830 nucleotides. The record is from RefSeq and is a predicted model, not a curated record. Lineage: Eukaryota; Metazoa; Chordata; Aves; Struthioniformes; Struthionidae.
AAGGGCCUUCAUUCCCGUCCAAAGCCUCAUGCACUUAGGAAAUACAGAUACAUUUUAGCGGUGUCAGGAGUUCACCCUUACUUCCGCGGAGGCUUUGCAUGCGGUUUUUAUGGUAACCCUCUUGUUGUUCCUACAGAAACAUUAUCUUGAACAACCCAAAGAAAAGAAACGCCCUGUCGCUGCCUAUGCUGCAGUCGCUCCGGGAAGACCUCCUGCAUGACAUCCAAAGCAAAGAUCUCAGAGUUAUUAUCAUUUCAGCGGAAGGACCUGUAUUUUGUUCUGGUCAUGAUUUAAAGGAACUGUCAAGUGCAGAAGAUGUGAAGCAUCAUUCCAAAAUAUUUGAACUUUGUGCAGAGGUUAUGACUUUAAUCCAGAAGCUUCCAGUACCUGUGAUUGCCAAAGUAAAUGGCUUGGCUACAGCAGCAGGCUGUCAACUAGUGGCAAGCUGUGACAUUGCAGUGGCAAGUGAGAAAUCCCAGUUUGCUACUCCUGGUGUAAACAUCGGUCUGUUUUGCUCCACACCGGCUGUGGCCUUGGGCAGAUCUCUUCCGAGAAAGGUGGCAUUAGAGAUGCUUUUCACAGGUGAACCUCUUUCUGCUCAAGAAGCAUUAAUGCAUGGGCUUGUCAGCAAGGUGGUACCAGAAGACAAGCUAGAAGAAGAGACCAUGAAAAUCUCUCAGAAGAUAUGCAAAAGCAGCAAGUCUGUCCUGGCAUUGGGGAAAGCCACCUUUUACAGACAGAUGACACAGGACCUUGAUACUGCUUAUAAAAUAACUGCCCAGGUCAUGGUAGACAAUCUGACUUUGAGAGAUGGGCAGGAAGAUGGGGAAAUUGAGGCCAAAUGUGUUCUGCUCAAGGUCUCACAGUAAGCCGGUGGCAUUGUGACAAUGACGUCCGGGAUGCCGACACCUGCUCCUUGUCCUUCUUCAGCAGCAAAGUCUUCAGUGAAAUCAGCAGACACGCAGGAUGAUUGCACGCUCUGAAAAGACUGCAAAAGCUUCUGAGCAGGAAUUAUGAGCUACUGCCUCAAAGGCCCCGUGCUUGACAUUUAUUGUCUUUUUGAUGAAUGUGGGAUAAUUUUACUGUCAACAGUUUCUCAUUAGGAGCCCAGCAAUGUUCUUUCUGACCAUUAUCUUGCUCAAUAUCACAUGGGGUUGCCACAGAGAGCAGAGAUUUUAUGUAAAACCCAUCUAUCUCUGUAGCUGCAAAAUGUUCUAAUAAUUCUGCAUUUAAAUAAUUUCGUGGAAAUGCUGGCUGCCUCCUCUAAGCGAUAAGGAGUAUAGACAAAUGGCUAAAUUUCCAUGAAGACCUAAAGCUAUUGGACAAACCUCAUACUGCAAUGAGUGGGAUUCAUUUGUCUUGAUUUCACUGGCCUUGCACCUAGGUUAUACUAAUUCUGAAUUUACCCACUGGGAAGUGGGUUCCUAUCCUGUUUUACACGUUUUUUAAAGGAUACUCACUUAGAGGGAAGAAACAGUAGAGCUAUACUGUUCACAUUCCCAGUUGUAUGAUGUGCAGUUUCCUAGCUCCUUUUUGACAAUAUUAGGAAUAUGUGUCUUGUAAAACGUAUAGCUUUCAUAAAAAGAAAACAGUAUAGAAAUGUACCCCUAAUGCAAUUAGUUACUUAAAAAGGUGAAAAUCAUUCAUUAACCUUUGAUGCUGCCAGCUAUAUUAAUUUUCAUUAUAUAUGACUUUUACAGUGUUAAUAUUUAUUUUCAACAUUUGGAUCCUGGAGCCAUGUGAUAAUGGGAACAUCUGAGGGUCGUUGUACUUUUGAUUAUUUUCUGUUGUUAUAGCAAAAAAUGGAAAAUGAAAUGCCUAGAGUCUAAA